AUGCUGCGCGUCGGCUCAUGGUUGUACGGCAAGAAGCCCGCCAAUGCCUCAACCCAGUCGCUGGACUCGUUGACCGAGUUGAAGGAAUUGGAUGAGGCGAUGAAAGCCGCAACCAAUAUCCUCAAUGACGACGUCGACGCCGCUGAGAAGGGCCUCUCCGAAGGCACCUCCACCUUUCAUAAUUUGGGUAAAGGAGUGGUCGCCUUUGUCCGGGCCACCCUGGGCUUUGAGCAGGAGAUUAUGCGACAAGCAUCCGAUCGCCUAUACGAGGCGGAAACAUCAGCCGCCAGUGAACAGCACCGAGCCCAACAUAAUUCCAAUGCUCCGCAUGCGUUUCGUUCGGAGAUCUAUACUCCCGGCACCGAGUAUGCCUUGUGUCAGGCCAUUGCCCAAUUGAUGGGUGCCGUGGUGGGUGUGCUGAACGAAAGUUUGACGGAGAGUAUCAAGGCUUUCUAUCGCCUGCGAAAGGCAUAUAUCGCACUAGACGCCAUUCUGAAAAUGGAAGAAAAAUUUAUGGAACUGAAGGAUCCCGGCCGUGUUCUUCUACCCAGUGCUAGUGAUGUUACCAAGGGAAUUGGCGCAGAUACCAAGGGAUCGAAUAGUUCCGCUUCCUCAAUUAAGGGUGCCUCCGUCAGCGCAAAGGCAACACCCACGGAUGAAAAAGAUUUGUCACAAAAGCUGUCUGGCUUGACCGUCACCCCGGAACCCGCUUCGAAUGGCUCGCCUCGCUCUGCUACCCCGAAUGGCACGAAAAUUAUCAAUCACGACCCGGACUCCGAUAUUUUCCAAAACGAAAUUGAUAUCUUCGUGCACUCCGGUGCCAACUUCUGUUUCGGUAUCCUCCUCUUGCUCAUCUCCAUGGUUCCCCCAGCAUUCAGCAAGCUGCUGUCUAUUAUCGGAUUCCACGGCGACAAGCAGCGCGGCUUGCGCAUGCUUUGGCAGGCGAGUAAGUUCCACAAUUUGAUUGGUGGCAUGGCUGCUCUCGCAUUGCUCGGUUACUAUAAUGGAUUCGUCCGCUACUGCGAUAUCAUGCCCGACCCGACUCCUGGUGAAGAUGACGUGGAGGGAAUUCCCCAAGAGAGACUGACGGCACUGCUCGCUGAGAUGCGCACGCGGUUCCCGAACAGUCAGCUCUGGUUACUGGAAGAGUCCCGAAUGAUGGGCGCCAACAAGGACCUUGAGGGCGCAAUGGAACUGCUGAAUGGGAAGAAUAAGAGUCCCCUCCAGCAGGUCGAAGCUCUGCGGGUCUUUGAGAAGAGUCUGAAUGCCUUAUUCCUUCAUGAAUAUGAGGUGUGCUCCCAGGCAUUCAUCGAGUGUGUUGAUCUCAACUCCUGGUCGAGGUCACUAUAUUACUACAUCGCAGGAUCCUGCCAUGUCGCACUCUACCGCGACAACAUAGAUGACCCAAAGAAGGCAGAGUUUCACGCAAAGCAAGCAACCGAGUAUAUCCGAGCAGCUCCCGCCCACGCAGGGAAAAAGCGCUUCAUGGCCCGCCAGCUUCCGUUCGACGUCUUUGUCACUCGCAAGAUCGCCAAAUGGGAAGCACGAGCCAAGGAGUGGAAUGUACCACUAGUCGACGCGAUCGGUGUGGACCCGAUCGAAGAAAUGAUCUUCUUCUGGAACGGACACAGCCGUAUGACGCGCCUACAACUCGAAGAGUCCCUCGCUCGUCUCGCAUGGUGCGAGAGCGAGGCAAACAAGACAUGGUCGCGCGAGGGAACGGAGGAAAAGGCUAUCCUGGAGUUGCUACGGGCUGCGGUGUUCCGGUCCUUGCGCAAACAUGAGAAGGCAAAACACAUUAUCAAGACCCGUGUGCUGGUCCACGAUAAGUCUCUUUUCAAGGGCCACUUGAAGGACGACUGGGUCCACCCUGUUGCGCACUUUGAGAUGGCGGCCAACCUCUGGAUGGAGCGCCCGACCUACCAAGAGCUGCAUGGAGCAGUAACGAGAGAUGAGGAACUGUCAGAGAAGGACUCAACUGAUGUCGAUGAGUCUAAGAAGCAGCCGGAUGAAAGACAACUGGUCAAGGAGUGUAAGACUUACUUGGAACAUGCGGCCAAAUGGGAGAGCUACGAGCUUGAUGCUCGAAUCGGGCUCAAAGUGACAGCCGCUAUGGAGGCAGUGCAUAAAUGGGAGAAUAUGCACCCAGCCUCGGAGUAG
Molecule: messenger RNA, 2160 nt
Organism: Penicillium cosmopolitanum
Lineage: Eukaryota; Fungi; Ascomycota; Eurotiomycetes; Eurotiales; Aspergillaceae
Product: TTC39/IML2 family protein
Exons: 6
Coding region: 1-2160 (719 amino acids)
Cellular component (GO): nucleus; cytosol; mitochondrial outer membrane
Source: RefSeq, a predicted model, not a curated record